This is a messenger RNA of Cantharellus anzutake, 1605 nucleotides long. RefSeq names its product glycoside hydrolase superfamily. The transcript is spliced from 15 exons. The coding region runs from base 1 to 1293 and encodes 430 amino acids. NCBI's taxonomy places the organism in Eukaryota, Fungi, Basidiomycota, Agaricomycetes, Cantharellales, Hydnaceae. The record is from RefSeq and is a predicted model, not a curated record.
AUGGCGACGACACUGCCACAUAGACUUUCAGGCUCAGGAAGCCCAUAUCCAAGCAUCUCGAGGAACUCAAGAAACUCUCUCGCUCUUUCCGAGUCCAGCGAUCUUUUGCGCACCCCUCCUUCCGACCCACACGCGUCAGGCUCAAGAGGAACUUACGCGCCAGUCAACGAAUCCGACGCCACUGAGAUGAGGGAACGCGGCGACGAGGUCUAUCAGCAAUUCCUGUUUUGGGGAGCCAUCAUCCUCGGAGGACUGCUCGUUAUCGCCGGCGUUGUCAUCGCCGUCGUCCUUACUAGGCACAAAUCCAGUCAUAACAAUGCGAUCGGCGGGACCAACAGUUCCGACCCGAGCAAAUUCACAACAGACCCAAACCUCCACAACUCGUUCUACGGCAUCGCUUAUACACCUACGGGUGCUAUCCUUCCCUCUUGCGGAGCUACGCGAGAGGCUGUCAUCAAUGAUAUACAGAUCCUGUCCCAAAUGACCACGCGGAUACGAACGUAUGGGGCAGACUGCAAUGUGACUUAUCUCAUACUGGACGCCAUCAAAGAGACCAAAGUAAAUGUCUCGGUCUAUCUUGGGAUCUACAUCGACACUAGCGAUGAUUCCGUUUACCAGCGCCAGAAGAAUGCGACGCAGUCCGCUUUGCAAACCUUCGGCGGCGAUAAAGUCCUAGGUUUAACCGUUGGCAAUGAGGUCAUCCUAAAUGCGUGUACUCAGGCGGGGCAGACCAAUCCCAAUGAUACCGCGGGCAUCCAAGCUGCAGAACUUCUCAAAACCAAAGUCACCGACAUCAAGUCCAUGCUUUCGGGCAUAUCCCUUAGCAAGAUCCCUGUCGGGACUGCGGAUGCAGGCAGUUACUUCAAUACCGAUAUAUUGGGUGCUGUUGAUUACGCCAUGGCGAAUAUUCACCCAUGGUUUGCAAGCAUUGGUCCUCUGCAGGGUGCUACCUGGACUUGGCAGUUCUUACAGGACAACGAUAUUUCUCUGGCUAAGGGCGUCUCGAACACUCCAGAAUUUUACAUUGCAGAAACGGGAUGGCCGACGAACUCCUCGACUGUCGCAGGGCAGACGAACGGCGCCGGUGUGCAAGCGAGUGUAGGCAAUCUACAGAUAUUCAUAGAUAAUUUUGUGUGCCAAGCGAAUCAGAACAACACUGGGUACUUCUUCUUCGAGUUCAUGGACGAACCGUGGAAACUUGUGCAGUACCCUGGUGUCGAGGGAUAUUGGGGCCUCUUCGAUAGCAACAAAAAGUUGAAGAAUAUUACGAUUCCUAAUUGCUCUCACAGCUGAGCGGCAUCCACCCCUUUUUCUCGCUUUCCUUCCUUUAUACAUGAUCAUUCACUUUCAAAUGCUUUCGUACACCAUUUUCAUAUUCCCCCUACCCUGCACAUGGACCUUCUUUCGCUUAAAACCACAGGACGGACCGAUGGAAUACACUGUUAUUAUUUGUAUAUGCAUUCGAAUUCUUGCGCCAUACGACAAGCCAUAAACUGGCCUCCCCUCCGGAGGUGCGAUGCACCUUUCGCCACCCGAACCUUUGGGAGACGGGGCACGAAGUAAAUUGAACACCAGUGGAGGUGUAUGAUAACAACAAAAUUGACU